Coniophora puteana RWD-64-598 SS2 is the source of this 820-nucleotide messenger RNA. RefSeq names its product 60S ribosomal protein L18. Gene Ontology annotation, cellular component: ribosome; cytosolic large ribosomal subunit. Bases 41 to 601 code for a protein of 186 amino acids. Gene Ontology annotation, biological process: translation. The transcript is spliced from 5 exons. Gene Ontology annotation, molecular function: RNA binding; structural constituent of ribosome. Lineage: Eukaryota; Fungi; Basidiomycota; Agaricomycetes; Boletales; Coniophoraceae. The record is from RefSeq and is a predicted model, not a curated record.
UAACAGCGUAGUGCAAUAGCAAGUGUCCAGCAAGAACAAGAUGGGUAUCGACAUCAAGGAUCACCACGUCAAGAAGGCCCAACGCUCGGCUCCCGCUAGUCAGGAUCCCUACCUCCUCCUUCUCGUCAAGCUCUACCGGUUCUUGGCACGUCGUACGGACUCCAAGUUCAACAAGGCUGUUCUCCACCGUCUUUUCCUUUCAAAAAUCAACCGUCCCCCUCUUUCGCUAUCAAGAAUAGUCAAAGAGACUGCCUCGACCCCUGAUCGCGACUCGAAAGUUAUCGUCAUUAUCGGAACUAUCACCGAUGACGUUCGUCUCGCCACCGUGCCCAAACUCACGAUUGCUGCUCUUCGCUUCACCCAGGCCGCCAAGGAGCGCAUCCUGAAUGCUGGCGGCGAGAUCCUGACUCUCGACCAACUUGCCAUGCGGGCACCCACCGGCGCCAACACGGUCCUUCUCCGGGGGAAGAGGAACACUCGUGAGGCUGUCAAGCACUUCGGUAUGGGCCCUCACAAGCACAAGAAGCCCUUCACCGCCUCCAAGGGCCGCAAAUUCGAGCGUGGUCGUGGUCGCCGAAAGUCUCGUGGCUUCAAGGUCUAAGGGACAGGCCACAAAACGUCGUUACGGCGCAUUUGGGAGACAUAUCGAGAAGACCUUUUGGCUAUGCGCAUUAUGCAAUCUGCAAUUUCCAAUCCUACCACGCUGCUUUAGGGCCUAUUGUUAUGUAUGCCUCCCGCUUAUUCAUGCCUUCGUGCCUGGGUCUUCGAGCCUUGAGUGUAAAAUAGCUGUCGGAGUGAACUUGGGAUAGAGGAUGACGCU